GACUGUUCUUUGUGCGUCACGAGAAAUUCUAAAUAUCAGUGCACUUGGUGUGGAAACACUUGCAGCUACAACGAAACAUGCCAAUUUGUAUCUCAUCCAGAAUGUCCUAAACCAAGAAUAGAUGUUAUUAAGCCAUUAAGUGGUCCAAUAGAAGGUGGCACAUUAGUUACUAUUGAAGGCAGUAAUUUAGGUUUGAGGAAAGAAGAUGUAAUGGGAAAAAUAAAAAUAGGAAAAGUGCCGUGUGAACUUGUAACUUACGAGGUUUCUGUCAAAAUUCAAUGCAUAACAGGAUCGUCCCUUACAGAAAUGACUGCACCGGUAAUAGUGGGGAAUGAAGCAGGAUACACCGAGUCUGCAGUAGAAUUCAGCUACAAGGAUAUUCGGUUGAUAAACGUGUACCCUCGGAUUGGACCUCAGUCGGGAGGUACACAGUUGGCAAUUACUGGUCAAUACUUGAAUAUCGGCACUGUUAUAGUGGCUUACCUCGACAAUUAUGCUUGUCGUGUAAAUUUAACGCAAGCGUCAAGUAGUAGAUUAACUUGUGUAACAUCUCGUGCUUCAAAACCGACAAACAUAGCGCGGCUUACAUUGAGUAUAGAUGGAGCAAAUCGAACACUUGAGGGAAACCCUUUUAAUUACACACAAGAUCCCACAAUAAUGGAAAUAAAACCAUUAAAAAGUUUCGUUUCUGGUGGUCGUAUGAUCUUCGUCCAUGGAAGUAAUCUCAACAGUAUCCAGAAACCAGAAAUGGAAGUUUAUUAUUUCAACGAUCCUGUGCCAGUGAACAAAACUGUUUGUACCGUCCUUAGUUCGACCCAGAUGGAAUGUCCUAGUCCAGCAGUUAAUCGUCAAUUUUUGUUGGCAAGCACUCGAAUUCCGCGUUCUGUACCUAGAAAAAAUUCGGUUGCAAAAACUUUAGAACUUAAUCUUCGUAUAGAAUUUGUUAUGGACGACGUUGUAACAGUACGUGAUUUAGAAAAACAUUUUCCUAAUUUACGUUCUCAGUUGUUGUUCGUGGAAGAUCCGAAAUUUUUCGAAUUCCCGAACCAGGUAAAGCUUUAUAAAGGGGAUACUUUGGUAAUAGAAGGAGAAAAUUUGAACGUAGCCAGCGAUGAGACAGAUGUUGUCGUUACAAUAGGAAGAAAACCCUGCAAUGUCACCAGUUUGGCUUUAACACAACUUGUCUGUUCUCCUCCAGAACAGCAGCCAGAAGAUCUAGAUGAAAAUGGCGUUAAAACUGAUAAGAGUCUUCCGCUAGUUGUUGUCAGAGUUGGAAGAAACCUUCGCUUUCCCAUCGGUUAUUUAAGAUACGACUUAUUAAAACCGUUCACUUUCCCACCAGAAGCUAUAGCAAUGAUAGCAGCCGGAAUAUUCUUAUUUGUUGUAUUUUUUCUGGCUGUACUUGUUAUUUACAGACGAAAAUCUACACAAGCUGAACGUGAAUAUAAACGUAUCCAAAUUCAAAUGGAUACCUUAGAAAGUAACGUGCGCUCUGAAUGUAAACAAGCAUUUGCAGAAUUACAAACAGAUAUGACAGAUUUAACAGCAGAUUUAGAAAAUUCCGGUAUACCUACCCUUGAUCAUAUGAGUUAUAUUAUGAAGGUCUUCUUUCCCGGUGUUAGUGAUCACCCUAUACUGAACGCUCCGAAGGUUCGAAUUAAUGGUCCCAGAACAAACUACGAUGCAGCAAUGCUGCAGUUUGAACAACUUAUAAACACCAAACAUUUUCUUCUUUGUUUUAUAGAGACUUUAGAAGCUCAAAAAUCAUUUAAUAUUCGGGAUAAGGUAAACGUGGCGUCCCUGCUAAUGGUUGUUUUAAUGGGUAAAAUGGAAUAUGCUACAGAUAUUUUAAAAUGCCUUUUACUUCGAUUAAUAGAAAAAUCGGUUAAUACAAAACAUCCACAGUUAAUGUUGCGGAGAACCGAGAGUGUUGUAGAAAAAAUGUUAACUAAUUGGAUGGCCCUUUGUAUGUAUUCUUAUUUAAAAGAGUACGCUGGUUCGUCUUUGUUCUUACUAUUCAAAGCAAUUAAACACCAAAUUGAAAAGGGUCUUGUGGAUGCAAUCACACAUGAUGCGAGGUAUUCUCUUUCUGAAGAACGACUAUUAAAGGAACAAAUAGAGCACAGUGUGGUGACUCUACAUAUAGUUCAAGAAGAUCUCGAUGAGAAAAUCCAGUGUAAAGUCCUAGAUUGUGAUACUAUAAGCCAAGUUAAGUCAAAAAUUUUAGAUGCUCUGUUUAAAAAUACUCCGUUUUCGAUGAGACCGUCUAUUUAUGAAGUAGACUUAGAAUGGAGACAUGGCAGAGGAGGUCAUUUAACGUUACAAGACGAAGAUCUUACGACAAAAACAAUAAAUGGUUGGAAAAAGUUGAAUACUUUGGCUCAUUAUGGAGUCAAAGAGAGUGCAGUAAUGUCGUUAAUUUCGCGACAGAACGAUAGUUUCAACAAUUGCAAGCAAUCGUGCCAUAAUUUUAUUUUAGGCACAGCUGGAAUGUACUUCAACAAUUUACAAAAUCCCAUCAUUACUGUAAACGGUGACAUUGAAAUAGGCAUAAAUCACCCCAAGAUUUAUCAUUUGGUUAAACCUGUUGAUGAUCACCAAUACUCCAGUAAAACAGCCGAACGGACACAUAAAGCUAUCCCAGAAAUAUUCUUAACGAGAUUGUUAUCAACAAAAGGGACGAUACAAAAAUUCGUGGACGAUUUUUUUCUUAACAUUCUCACGGUGAAUGACGCUCUUCCUCCUGCUAUUAAAUGGUUGUUCGACUUAUUGGAUGAUGCAGCUAAGAAGCACGGCAUCCAAGACCCCGAAGUUGUCCAUGCUUGGAAAUCAAAUAGCCUCCCUCUUCGAUUUUGGGUGAACUUUAUAAAAAAUCCGGACUUUAUUUUCGACAUUAAUAAAACAGCUACUUUGGACUCCUGUCUCUCGGUUAUUGCGCAAACCUUCAUGGAUGCAUGCUCUACUACAGAGCACCGUUUAGGAAAGGAUUCGCCGUCAAACAAAUUACUCUUUGCAAAAGAUAUUCCACGCUAUCGUGAUAUGGUCUCCCAAUUUUAUUAUGACGUCGCAAUGUUGCCUGUAAUAACUGAUCAGGAAAUGGGUUCUGCUAUGCAACAGUUAUCUGCCCAACAAGCGGAUGAAUUUGACACCGUUGCUGCAUUGAAGGAACUCUACAUUUACGUCACCAAGUAUCGUGAACAGAUAACGGAAUCGUUAAAUACAGAUGUAAAUUGUCGUCGUUUGCAUUUGACGCAUAAAUUAAACAAUGUCGCUUGCACUUUAGAAGGAGAAGAGACAUCAGCUUGCUGACCUCGUCAGUCACCUGAUCUCACCCUGCUUCGAGCCAUUGCGCCAAAUUCCGUGUGUAUUAAGCACUCCAAAAUUUGUGACUUGUACAAAUACAGAAAUAGCUCUCUCUAAGAAAGACGUUGAACGAAAGGAGUCGCUUGUGCACUUAAUGCUGUGAUAACAGGCGCAAGAUCAGGUGACUGUGAUUAGACACGUACUUACCCUCCACUGGCUGCUUGUUUCCUUCCUGAGUGCCUCGCCAUGCCAUGGGACGUGACUUAGACUGUACUUGUGUCUGUACAAGACGUUUCAUUUAUCCUAUCCCUACUUUUCUACCUCACUUACUUGAAAGGAAAAGUUAGAAAUAACGAUUAUCAUGCAGUUUAGAUUGUUUAAUUUUUAACAGCGAAGCUUAAUCUCGUUCACUUGUAACUUAAAUAUGCUAUGUUUUUGUUUAAAUAGUCUUAUUUUUAUAUCAUAAUAUCAAUUUAAAAUCGGGUUUUAUUUUUUUUUUUCUUGCUGCAAUAGAUCUAGAGACUUUGCUGGAAAGAAUAAUUGAAAUGUCCUGUACACAGUACCUGGUACGAAUAAAGACGCAAUUAUACAGCAAAUAUUCAUUCUGGUUAAAUAGUUUUAGGUGAAAUUAACAAAUUCUUUUUGUAUCUGACCAUCAGACUUUUUAUACACUUCACAACGCACUGUUUUCCAAAACUGACUUGCUAAGAAAAAUUUUCCUUUCCGUUUCCAGUGACCAAAUAUAUUUGUGCCUUUUAAAAAUAAUUCGGCAUAUAUAGUAACUCAUAUUCUUUAAUAUUUUAUUUAAAGGUGUUAAGUACCACUUUCCUCUAAAACUAUAUAAUUUUUUUUCUAAAAAAUGAAAAUUAUGUUGUUUUAAAAGUUUCGGAUGAUAGAGAUAAAAACAGAAGUUGGACUUGAUACUUGAAAGCUUUAAAUUAGCCCAGCAAAAAAUUCUUUAAAACAUUAAUGUGCUAAUUAUGUUAUAAGUAGA
Agrilus planipennis (emerald ash borer) is the source of this 4297-nucleotide messenger RNA. Its product is annotated as plexin-B-like. Gene Ontology annotation, cellular component: semaphorin receptor complex. The record is from RefSeq and is a predicted model, not a curated record. Gene Ontology annotation, biological process: regulation of cell migration; motor neuron axon guidance; regulation of cell shape. The transcript is spliced from 11 exons. Bases 211 to 3309 code for a protein of 1032 amino acids. Lineage: Eukaryota; Metazoa; Arthropoda; Insecta; Coleoptera; Buprestidae. Gene Ontology annotation, molecular function: semaphorin receptor activity.